This is a messenger RNA of Scophthalmus maximus (turbot), 1112 nucleotides long. RefSeq names its product solute carrier family 66 member 3 (gene slc66a3). Bases 135 to 755 code for a protein of 206 amino acids. Lineage: Eukaryota; Metazoa; Chordata; Actinopteri; Pleuronectiformes; Scophthalmidae. The transcript has 7 exons. The record is from RefSeq and is a predicted model, not a curated record.
CCUUCCUGCCUUGAUUGUGUUGACAGCUCAGCAGCAGCAUCUGUAGCGGCGGCGGCGGCAGCGUCUAGCUAUAGUAGUUGUGGCGAAGUUCCCUGAGUAAAGUCCAGGUGUUUGGCAGCCGUCGCCUCCAGAGGAUGGAGCCGGACACGUUGUUGCACGCGGCCAACGUGAGCACGCUGUUCGUGUGCAUGGUGCUGAAGUUCCCGCAGAUCUUCUUGCUGAUCCGAGCGAAGUCAUCGGGCGGAGUGAGCCUGAACAGUCUUCUCCUCGAGCUGACCGGGUUCAUUGUCUUUGUGACAUACCAGAUGUACUAUGACUACCCUCCUCCGACGUACCUGGAAUAUCCAAUCCUCAUUGCUCAAGAUGUCGUCCUCCUGCUCCUCAUUCUUCACUACGACGGCAACCUGCGGCAGAGCCUCUUCUACGCCGCGGUGUUUGUCGGCGGCUGGAGGCUCCUCACCGUGGAGAAGUGGAUCAUAGAUUUGGCGAUGAGCCUGUGCACGCUCAUCAGUGCAACCAGUAAGUUUGCCCAGCUGCAGUGCCUGUGGAGGACCAAGGACGCCGGGCAGGUUAGCGCCCUCUCCUGGGGAAUGGCCACCUACACGUGCAUGGCGCGGGUCUACACCACCACUGUGACGACUGGAGACACGCUGGUUCUGGUGCGGUUCGUCACCAUGUCCCUGCUGAACCUGUGGGUGCUGCUCACCGUGCUCUACUACCAGAAACACAGCGGCCGCUCCAAGAAAGAAGACUGAGCUCCUCCAGCUGGACCCAGAGGCUGAUGGGGAAUAUGUUCGUCCUCCGGAGUUUGCUCACGGUGACUUUGGACACAAAACUGAUAACAGACGGGUAACAACGGUUAUGUCAGAUGCUUUUGUCUACUUACCCAUGAAAUGUGCUUUUUUAAUUUUGUUUAACUUUAAACCCACACUUUUUUUUUUUUUUUAAACAUUCCAAUGACUAUAUAUCUUCUGUUUAAAAAAAGUUAUUUGAUAGACCAGCACAAAGACAAGUAUAUCUGAGGUCUUCCUACUCAGGACAAAAAAUACUUUUUUAUAAAUGUGACAUUUAUUUCUGAACUAUUUUAAUAAAUCAAACAUUUCAGUAUUUUA